AUGAUCCAUCGAGGCUCACAACUUGCUGCCGUUGUUAUAUGCUUUCUUAUCCUUACAGUCACUACAGUCACUCUCCGUUGCUAUGUGCGUAUCAGAUUGACAGGGGGAUUUGGGGCCGAUGACGCAUUCUCAGUAGCCGCCUUGGUUAUCUUCGUGCUAGGCUCAGCCUGUCUCCUUGUUGGCGUCGGAACCGGUGGUUUCGGACACCAAUGGAUGGAUAUCUCUCCACAAAAGCUAAUUCUCGCCUUGAAGGCAUGCACCACCUAA
This is a messenger RNA of Penicillium subrubescens, 267 nucleotides long. RefSeq lists its product as uncharacterized. Bases 1 to 267 code for a protein of 88 amino acids. The transcript is spliced from 2 exons. Lineage: Eukaryota; Fungi; Ascomycota; Eurotiomycetes; Eurotiales; Aspergillaceae. The record is from RefSeq and is a predicted model, not a curated record.